AUGACAAAACGAGUCUUGCAAAAGCCUGCGUGGAAAGAGGCAUUGGGAGCCUCAAUGAGAUCGAAAAGGCUUAAGUUAAUGCCUGAUAAAGAUAACCGCUUUUGUUGUCCUGUGGCUGAUUGUGACAGCGAGUCGUAUGGAAGUAAAAGAGGGUGUAGAAAACAUGUCUAUAACCGUCAUGGAUGGUUUUAUUAUUUCGAUAAAAGACCGAAUAUCGACGAAGUACUUCCCCACUUCAGUACGAGAAAUCGCAUAAAAGAUCCCCAAAGAAAGCGCGCCUGCACAUUUUCAAUGCCGUCUUUUGCUAAAACAUGUAAUUUGGCGGUUGCAUUUAGGACAUGGUUAAAAAGUCCAGGUGGUGGUGGUAAAGAUCAUUCUCAGGCCGAUCAAAUAACUUGUAAAGUUUUAAAGUAUGCCAAAUAUUGCUGCGAGGAUUCUCCUUCGGUAUGGGAAGUACCAUUCCCUGUUAUCGACUACUGUGUUGGCUCUAUUAAUAUGCUUUCUGAUUUCGUAGAUUUUUUGAGAGACCAAUGGAAGGUUGGCUUCUCAGGAAUAAUUGGCUACAUGAAUGCUAUUGGGCACAUGCUUGAUUACAGACGAAGCACAGAUGUACUCACACUAAUAAACGAAUACAUUGACAAUGUACGACGAAGAUUGAACCCCACCAACGAUUAUCUACUAGUGUGUCGAAAUGGUAAGCAGUUGACGCGUAUUUCGGACGUAUUCGGUAGAAUUGUUUAUCAAGCAAUUGGUAAGUAUAUAAAUCCUACACGAUAUAGGCAAAUCAUCGAAACCGAAAGUGUUGCACACUUAGAAACAAAAGAACAAGCAAUUCUUUCUCAAGAUCAAAAACACACGUCGCAGGUAGCUAAAGUUCAUUACCAGAAGACUGAAUCGCGCAAUAUAGCUGCAAAAGCCAGGUUAUGUAUGGAUAAAUUACGAGAUCAAACAACGUGUACUUUAACUGUAAGCGAAAUCAAUAGUAACACCAAAAAUGUGAAAACGUCUGGAAGUACUUUGGAACACGAAACACCUGUUCAAACGAGACAGAAAAAAGUUAGUUUUAGUGCCAUGGAGGACAAGUUUUUACAAGCUGGGCUACAAAAAUAUGGCAAUGCAAAAUGGACUUCCAUUCUCGCAGAUCCUAACUACUCCUUUCAUUGUAGCCGUAAAGCUAGUACAUUGGCGGUUAGAGCGAAGACAAAAAAAUUUAUAUAAGUUUAAAUUGUAUUUAUAAUAAAAAUAACUUUGUAAAUUUACAAAGAUUUUUGAAAACCAGAAUAUUCAAAUAGUCUUUUAACUUUGUUACAGUCAAAACCGGCGUACACAUAAAGGCUUUUUUCCUCUUACGAUUUGGCCAAUAAUCUGGUGUAUUAAGUACCCUCGUGUGUGAAGGCGGUUCGCAAAAACUUGGUUCUCCCUUCAAAGCCGCUAUCGGUAUAGUUAUGAAAACUUCAUCAUCUGAUAGGCAAACAAUAUUUUUUUCCACGGAAAUUGCCAGCGUUGAACAGGAAUGUGAGAACGGUAAACCCUCCUUAGAUGCUGAGCAUUCGUUAUCCGAAACGUUUACCACAACUGCCUCUUCAUUCACCAUUUUAGCGUACACAUAAGCGUCCACACAAUUUAGGUGAAA
Molecule: messenger RNA, 1633 nt
Organism: Hydractinia symbiolongicarpus
Lineage: Eukaryota; Metazoa; Cnidaria; Hydrozoa; Anthoathecata; Hydractiniidae
Exons: 2
Coding region: 1-1218 (405 amino acids)
Source: RefSeq, a predicted model, not a curated record